AAGCCAUUUAUUAUUGGUGAUGAUUUAAAAAAUAUUGUGGUCAAGAAAGGGCAAGUUAUCAAGUUUGAUAUUAAAUAUGGUGGUGAGCCAGAACCAGAAGUACGUUGGGAACUGGAAGGCAAAGAACUUAAAGAAGACAAAGAAGAAAGGACCACAAUUGACAAAUAUGAAAAGAAUACUGUUCUGACAGUUCGAAGAGUGACUCGUGCUGAUUCUGGUAAACAUAAAUUGAUCCUGACAAACAGUUCAGGUGUUUGUGAGGGUGUUGCAGAUGUUGUUGUGUUAGACAAACCAACAAGGCCUAAUUCACUCAAGGUAGAUGAAGUGAGAGCCAAUCAUGUGAAGGUUAAAUGGCAGAAGCCUGAAGACAAUGGAGGUAGUGAUAUUACUGGAUAUGUUCUUGAGAAGAUGGAUCUUGAUACUGGACGUUGGAUUCCAGCAGGAGAGGUAGGGCCAGAUAAAGACUCCUUCACAUUUGAUGGAUUGACUCCCAAGAAAAAGUACAAAUUCCGAGUAAAAGCUGUUAAUAAAGAAGGGGAAUCGGAACCUUUGGAAACAGAUGAAGCUAUCCUUGCAAGAAAUCCUUAUGAUGAACCUGGCCGUCCUGGUAAACCAGAAAUCUUUGAUUAUGACAAUAAGAGUGUUAGCCUUAGAUGGGCCAAACCAGAAACAGAUGGUGGGCGUCCAAUUACCCAUUAUACCAUUGAAAUGAAAGAUAAAUUUUCUGUGGAAUGGGUUGAAGUGUAUAAAACACCUGAUAAUAAUCCAGAAGGAAAAGUAGAAGACUUAAAAGAAAAAAUGGUUUAUCAAUUUAGAGUGCGUGCUCAUAACAAAGCAGGCUUUGGUGAAGCAAGUGAACCAACAGAUAAUCAUAUCUGCAAACACAAACACAUGAAACCCAGAAUUGAUCGUGCUACAUUUAAGGGUGUGACAAUCAAAGCUGGCCGUACUCAUAAGUGGUCAGUAGAUAUCAGUGGAGAACCACCUCCAGCAAUAUCAUGGGUGUGGCGAGACAACAUUGCUCUUGUAAAUACAGAGAGAAUAAAAAUUGAUAAUAUAGAUUACCAUACAGACUUCCAAAUCAUCAACGCCACGAGAAGAGAUACUGGCAAAUACACUCUGAUUGCAGAAAAUGCAUCAGGAAAAGAUACAGAAACAGUUGAAUUAACAGUAUUAGGAAAACCGAGUAUGCCAAAGGGUCCUUUGCAAGUGACUGAUGUCACAAAAACAAGUGCUAAGGUUAAAUGGGAAAAACCAGAAGAUGAUGGAGGUACACCAAUUCGUGAAUAUGAAGUAGAGAAAAUGGAUUUGGCCACAGGAAAAUGGGUGCGUGUUGGACGUGUUCCUGGAGACCGAGCAAAUCCUGAAAUGGAAAUUACUGGUCUUGAACCUGGAGCAGAGUACAAAUUCCGAGUAACUGCAGUCAAUGAUGAAGGUGAUUCAGAACCACUGGUGGCUGAAAAAUCAAUUGUUGCCAAGAAUCCUUUUGAUGAACCUACUAAGCCAGGAACUCCUGAGAUAACUGAUUAUGACAAUGAAAGUGUUGACUUGAAAUGGACCAAACCAGAGAGUGAUGGAGGUGCCCCUAUUGAGAAAUAUAUUAUUGAAAAGAAAGACAGGUUUAAGCCUGAUUGGGAAAGAGCAAUUGAAGUUCCUGGAAAUGUUCUUGAAGCUAAAGUACCUGAAUUGAAAGAGAGAGCAGAAUAUCAAUUCCGUGUGAUUGCUGUAAACAAAGCUGGACCGUCACCUGCAUCGGAUCCCACUAAAUCACAUCUUGUUAAACACAAAGCAUUGAAACCACGUAUUGAUCGUACAAAUCUUAAACCUAUUGUCAUUCGUGCCGGAAAGAGCGUCAAAUAUGAUGUGAAUGUCCGAGGAGAGCCUCCUCCAGAGAUUACUUGGCAGUUACAAGAUAAGGAGGUCAAAUCAGAAGGAAAUUAUGAGAUUAUCAAUGUCGACUACAACACAAAAUUCUCACUCAACGAUGCUAUUAGGAAGAAUUCAGGUCUUUAUAAAAUUAUCGCUGUGAAUCAGCAUGGAAGAGAUGAAGCAGAAGUUGAAAUCACUGUUUUAUCUGCUCCUUCAAAACCAAAGGGUCCUUUGAAGGUCUCAGAUGUCUCAAAGAAUGGAUGCAAGCUAAAAUGGGAUAAACCUGAAGAUGAUGGUGGAAAGCCUAUCACUGGCUAUGUUGUAGAGAAACUUGAUAAAGAAACUGGCAGAUGGGUUCCUGUUGGACGUACAAAUGAGCCAGAAAUGGAUGUGAAAGGAUUGCAGGAAGGUCAUGAAUAUCAAUUUAGAGUUAAAGCUGUGAAUGAAGAAGGCGAGAGUGAGCCUCUCGAAACUGAACGUGGAACUCUUGCGAAAGAUCCAUUCACUGUUCCUGGCAAACCUGGAACUCCAAAUAUUGAUGAUUGGGAUUCAAAUACUCCUGAAGCUCGUGUUACGGGAUUGAAAGAAGGAAAUCAGUAUCAGUUCCGAGUGAGAGCUGUAAAUAAGGCUGGACCAUCAGAACCUAGUGAACCAACCAAACCACAUAUUGCCAAAGCACGAUUCUUACGACCCAUUAUUAAUCGUGAGAAACUGCAGAAGGUUACUGUUAGAGCUGGUCAAUUCGUCAAAUUUGAUGUUGAUGUCAAGGGUGAACCUCCUCCAACUAUUACAUGGAGCUUUGCUAACAAAGUUCUAGAAAACUCUCCAACAACAAAAAUUGAAAAUGAAGAUUACAACACUAAACUCACUCUCUCUGAUACUACAAGAAAAAAUUCUGGCAUAUACACUAUCAAAGCUGAAAAUGAUUCAGGAAAAGAUGAAGCUACAGUAGAAGUUGUAAUUUUGGACAAGCCAGGCAAACCUGAAGGUCCACUUGAUGUAACCGACGUUCACAAAGAAGGUUGUAAAGUCAAGUGGAAUAAACCUAAAGAUGAUGGAGGCUUACCUCUCACGGGAUAUGUAGUUGAAAAAAUGGAAGCUGGAACCGGUCGCUGGGUGCCAGCUGGUUUUGUUGAUCCUGACAAAACAGAACAAGAAAUAACUGGCUUAGAGCCAAAUAAGAAAUACCACUUCCGUGUUAAAGCAGUUAAUGAGGAAGGAGAGUCAGAGCCCCUUGAAACUGAUAAUGCCAUUUUGGCCAAGAAUCCAUAUGAUCCUCCAUCAGCCCCUGGAUUACCAGAAAUUAUUGAUUGGAGUGAAAAUAUGGUUAAACUCAAAUGGGAACCACCUAUCAGGGAUGGUGGAGCUCCAAUUACUGGUUUUAUAGUAGAAAUGAUGGAUAAAUAUGGAGGUACAUUUGUGAAGGCUGUAGAAGUUGGUCCAACAUGUCAGGCAACAGUACCAAAAUUGGAAGAAGGUAAUCAAUAUCAAUUCCGAGUACGUGCCGUUAACAAGGCUGGACCUGGAGAACCUAGUGAAGCCACUAAUCCACAUACUGCCAAGGCUCGUUUCCUUAAACCUCAAAUUGAUCGUACAAACUUGCAGAAUAUCACUGUCAAAGUCGGUCUUACUGUUACUCUUGAUGUUAACAUAAUUGGAGAACCUCCACCAGCUGUCACCUGGUAUUUCCAAGAUAAGGAACUAAAAACUGAAGACCAAGUUAGAAUAGAUAACAUUGACUACAAUACAAAAUUCUUUAUAAUGAAGGCCAAAAGAGCACAUAGUGGAAAGUAUAAAAUUGUGGCCAAGAAUUCAGUGGGUGAAGAUACAGCUGAAAUUGACAUUACAGUUCUUGGUAAGCCAGGCAAACCUAAAGGACCUUUAGAUGUUUCUGAUGUAACAAAGAAUGGAUGCAAACUUAAAUGGAAGAAGCCAGAAGAUGAUGGUGGAUCUCCUGUAGAAUAUUACGAGAUUGAAAAACUUGAUCCUCUCACUGGACAAUGGAUACCUUGUGGUAAAUCCACAGAGCCUGAAGCAAAUGUUACUGGACUUCAAGAGGGAAAGCCAUAUAAAUUCCGAGUAAAGGCUGUCAAUAAAGAGGGUGAAUCAGAAGAAUUAGAGACUGAAAAACCCAUCAUUGCCAAGAAUCCAUUUGAUGAACCAAGCAAACCAGGCCGUCCUGAACCUACAAACUGGGACAAAGAUUUUGUGGACUUACAGUGGUCUAAACCUAAAAGCGAUGGAGGCGCCCCCAUUGAAAAAUACAUUAUUCAGAAGAGAGACAAAGAAGGUCGGGCCUGGGUGGAUGCUCUUACUGUGCCAGGAGACAGGACAUCUGGGAAAGUAACAAAUGUUGAAGAAGGCCAUGAAUAUGAAUUCAGAGUUAUUGCGGUUAACAAGGCAGGACCAAGUGAGCCAAGUGAUCCAUCGAAAUCAGUCAUUGCUAAACCAAGAUUCUUGGCUCCUCGUAUUGAUCGGAAAAAUCUCCAGAAAAAAAUUAUCCACAGUGGACAGAUGUUGCGUAUUGAAGCUGACGUGCAAGGAGAACCUGCUCCUAAGAUAACAUGGACAUUAAAAGACCAAGUUCUGAAAUCCCAUGAGAGAUUGAAGAUUGAAAAUGAGGAUUAUAAAACCACCUUUAUUCUGCAAAAAGCAAAAAGAACUGAUACAGGAAUUUAUAUAGUUACUGCAAAGAAUGACUCUGGCACCGAUCAAGUGGAAGUGGAUAUAACCGUACUCAGUAAACCAAGCAAACCAAAGGGGCCUUUGAAGGUAUCAGAUGUGACUGCUGAAGGUUGCAAGCUAAAGUGGGAUAAACCUGAAGAUGAUGGUGGAGAACCUGUGGAUCACUAUGUUAUUGAACGUAUGGAUACUGAAACUGGACGAUGGGUACCUGUAGGAACAAGCAAAACUCCAGAAACAGAGGUUACUGGUCUUAAUGAAGGGAAGGAAUAUCAGUUCAGAGUUAAAGCUGUCAAUUCAGAAGGGGAAUCUGAACCCUUAGAAACUGACGUUCCCACAUUGGCAAAGAACCCAUACAGUGAACCAGAUAGGCCUGGAAAGCCUGAAGUCAAGGACUGGAACAGACAUCAAGCAGAUCUUAGAUGGGCUCCUCCAAAAAGUGAUGGUGGUGCCCCAAUUACUUCAUACAUUAUUGAGAAAAAGGAUCAGUAUAGUUCCAAAUGGCAGAAGGCAGUUGAAAUCAUUGGAAACAAAUGCGAAGCUAAAGUGCCAGAUCUUGUAGAAGGGAUGAAAUACCAGUUCAGAGUGCGUGCAGUAAAUAAGGGUGGUCAAAGCAAACCAAGUGAACCAAGUGACACCAUAACUGCUAAGGAUAGAUUUGCUGCUCCUCGUAUUGAUCGAAGCACUCUGAAAGAUAUUACCAUCAAAGCUGGUCAGAAUAUACGCUUUAAUGCAAAAAUCAGUGGUGAACCGCCACCAUCAAAAUCCUGGUUUUUGAACAAAGCUCGUUUAGACUCUAAAGAUGAUAUAGUGAUUGAAAAUGAAGACUAUCGAUCACAACUCAUUAUAUCUAGUGCCACCAGGAAACACAGUGGAGCUUUUGUCAUCAAAGCUGAAAAUAGUUCUGGAAAGGAUGAAGUAACUAUUCAAGUCACUGUUUUGGACAAACCAGGAAAGCCAGAAGGACCAUUAAAAAUAUCUGACAUCCACAAAGAAGGAUGUAAUCUAAAAUGGAACCCUCCUGCAGACGAUGGAGGAUCUCCAAUUGAACAUUAUGUGGUUGAGAAAAUGGAUACUGAAACAGGUCGCUGGGUCCCAGUUGGUCGUUCCAAAGAGCCCAAAAUGGAAGUCACAAACCUACAACCAGGACAGGAGUAUAAAUUCCGCGUCAUGGCAGUAAAUGCUGAAGGAGAAUCCGAACCUCUUGAUGCUGACAAACCAAUUAUUGCCAAAAAUCCAUUUGAUGAGCCUGAUGCUCCGGGUACUCCAGAACCAACUGACUGGGAUAAAGAUCAUGUAGACCUAAGAUGGACUCCACCCGCAAAGGAUGGUGGAUCUCCAAUCACUGGUUAUAUUAUUGAGAAGAAGGAGAAAGGUUCCCCUCGUUGGACAAAGGCUGGUGAAGUUAAAGGAAAUGAAUGUAAAGGUACUGCAGAGAAUCUUGAAGAAGGUGUUCAGUACGAGUUCCGAGUUCGUGCAGUUAAUGCUGCUGGCCCAGGUGCUCCAAGUCAGGCCAGCAAACCCGUCACUGCCAAGCCCAGAAAAUUGGCACCAAAAAUCGACAGGAAAAAUCUUCGCAAUCUUACUGUGCGUGAAGGAGAACCAAUUCUCUUUGAUGUUAAGAUAAUUGGUGAACCACCUCCAGAUGUUACAUGGACCAUGAAUAAUAAGUCAAUUCAAGAAACAAGUCAUCGCAGAAUUGAAAAUGUACCUUACAAUUCAAAAUUUUUCCAUGAUGAACCUGUACGUAAAGACAGUGGUACUUACAAAAUUACUGCUGUCAACAAAUAUGGUUCAGACUCUGCCGAAGUGGAAAUAAUUGUUGUUUCUAAACCUGGAAAGCCAGAAGGUCCUUUAGAUGUUUCUGAUAUACACAAGGAUGGUUGCACUCUGAAAUGGAACAAACCAAAAGAUGAUGGAGGUGAACCAAUUGAAACAUAUCUUGUAGAAAAGUUUGAUCCUGACACUGGAAUCUGGCUACCAGUUGGUCGCUCUAAGGAGCCUCAGAUGGAAGUAACUGGCUUAAUUCCUGGCCAUGAGUAUCAAUUCCGAGUGAAGGCUGUCAACAAGGAAGGAGAAUCAGAGCCUCUUGAGACUUUGUCAUCUAUCAUUGCCAAGGAUCCAUUUACUGUGCCAGCUGCACCAGGAGCUCCUGAACCAGUGGACUGGAGCCAGAAUCAUGUAGAUCUUAUUUGGAAAGAACCUGUCAGUGAUGGUGGUUCUCCAAUUACUGGUUAUAUAAUUGAAAAGAAGGACAAGUACAGCAUGAUGUGGGAAAAAGCCUUGGAAACUGAAACAUCUACCCCUCAGGCUGUGUUGCAUGGACUAAUUGAAGGCAAUGAAUACCAGUUUCGUGUCAUUGCUGUCAACAAAGCUGGUCAAAGUGAACCUAGUGAUGCCAGCAAGAAUUUCAUUGCCAAACCAAGAUUUUUGGCACCCAGAAUCGAUCGACGCAAUUUGCGUGAUGUUACAUUGUCUGUUGGUUCAACACUUAAGUUCGAUGUUAAUAUCACUGGUGAACCUCCACCAUCUGUUGAAUGGCGUUUCGGAAGCAUUCCACUCCGAUCUUCAAAGAGCAUACAAGUGGAUAAUGUAGAUUACAACAGUAAAUUAGUCAUACGACCAGUGCAACGUGGUGACUCUGGAGAAUAUGUCAUUACUGCUUCAAAUUCUUCUGGUAAAGAUUCUGUGACAGUCACUGUGACUGUUACUGACAAGCCAACACCUCCUGAAGGACCAUUACAGAUAUCUGAUGUUCAUAAGGAAGGUUGUAAACUGAAGUGGAAGAGACCAAAAGAUGAUGGUGGCACUCCUAUUGAGUACUAUCAGGUUGAGAAACAAGAUCCAGAAACUGGACUCUGGGUACCAUGUGGACGCUCAACUGAACCAGCUAUGGAAGUAACUGGAUUAACACCAGGGAAAGAAUAUAAAUUCCGAGUUGCUGCAGUGAAUGCUGAAGGUGAAUCAGAACCAUUGGUGGCUGACCAGACUAUUGUUGCCAAGAAUCCAUUUGAUGAACCAGGAAAACCAGGAGAUCUCAAGGCUACUGACUGGGACAAGGAUCAUGUGGAUCUCAAGUGGACUCCACCAAAAGAUGAUGGAGGUUCUCCUAUUACUGGAUACAUUGUAGAGAAGAAGGAUAAAUAUGGUCAAUGGGAAAAAGCUCUUGAAGUUCCUGCUAAUCAGCUUACCGCCACUGUCCCAGAUCUCAUUGAAGGUCAGCCAUAUGAAUUCCGUGUACGAGCAGUGAAUGCUGCAGGUCCUGGAGAAGCUUCUGAUGCUACACCUACGAUUAUUGCCAAACCCAGAAACUUGGCACCCAAGAUUGACCGCACAAACCUCAUUGAAGUUCGAAUUAAGGCUGGACAGAACUUUGGAUUUGAUGUCAAAGUAUCUGGAGAGCCUCCUCCAACAACUAAAUGGCAACUUCGUGGCAAGGAAAUUAAGUCAUCUGAUCGUAUAAAAGUUCAACACGCUGACUACAAUACAAAAUUAAAUGUUCGAAUGGCCACUCGAGCAGAAUCUGGAAAAUACACAAUUACUGCUGAAAAUAUUAAUGGCAAAGAUGUGGCAGAGGUGGAUGUAAUCGUAUUAGAUAAACCUAGUCCACCUGGAGGUCCUUUGAAAGUAUCAGAUGUACAUGCAGAAGGUGCCAAACUCAGCUGGAAUCCUCCUGCUGAUGAUGGAGGUCAACCCAUUGAGAAAUACGUUGUUGAGAAAAUGGAUGAAGCAACAGGUCGUUGGGUCCCUGCUGGAGAGACCACUGGCCCAGUAACUAAUUUAGAAGUAGAUGGAUUAAUUCCUGGACACAAGUACAAGUUCAGAGUGCGUGCAGUUAAUAAACAAGGAAAAUCUGAUCCUCUGCAUACUGCACAAGCCAUAGAAGCCAAAAAUCCAUUUGAUGAACCCAGCAAACCUGGUACUCCUGAAAUCAGAGAUUAUGACAAGGACUUUGUUGAAUUACAAUGGACUAGGCCUGAAUCCGAUGGAGGAUCUCCAAUUAUUGGCUACAUCAUUGAAAAGAAAGACAAAUUUAGUCCUUCGUGGGAAAAGUGUGCAGAUGUGGAAGGAGAUGUAACUACAGGAAAAGUACCAGACUUAAUUGAAGGCAACCAAUAUCAGUUCCGAGUUAGAGCUGUGAACAAAGCUGGACCUGGAGAACCAAGUGAUGCAUCCAAACAGCACACAGCUAGACCUAAGAACUUGGCACCUUACAUUGAUCGCAACGCACUUCUUGAUGUAAAGAUUCGAGCUGGUCAGAACUUUGACUUUGAUGUACCAGUUAUUGGUGAACCUCCUCCAUCAAAAGAAUGGACUCUUAAAGGAAAUACUGUCAUUAAUACUGACAGAGUAAAAGUAGUAAAUGAAGAUUAUAACACAAAACUUCGUGUUAUUGAUGCUAAAAGAAGUGACAGUGGCAAAUAUACAAUUACUGCAAAGAACAUAAAUGGAGUUGACAGUGCUACAGUAAAUGUCACUGUUCUUGAUGUUCCUUUGCCCCCUGAGGGUCCUCUUAAACCAGACAACAUCACAAAAUCAUCCUGCACACUUUAUUGGAGACCACCUAAGGAUGAUGGUGGUUCUGAGAUUAUCCAUUAUGCUGUAGAAAAGCUUGACACAGAGAAUAUGCGUUGGGUGCCUGUAGCAGAAGUUACUGGCACAUCUGUCAGAGUUGAUCAUCUAAUUGAAGGCCAUGAUUAUAACUUCCGAGUUCGUGCUGUUAACAAACAAGGCGAGUCCUUGCCUCUGACUGGCCAGCAACCAAUAACAGCGAAAGAUCCAUACAGUAAACCUGAUAAACCUGGCACUCCAGUUCCUGUUGAUUGGGAUAAGGACCAUGUUGAUUUAGAAUGGACUGCACCCAAGAAAGAUGGUGGUUCUCCAAUUACUGGAUACAUUAUUGAGAAGAGAACUAAAUUUGGACCUUGGGAGAAAGCAGCAGAAAUCCGUGGUAACCAAACCAAAGGAACAGCACCAAAUCUGACUGAAGGAGAGGAAUAUGAAUUUAGAGUAAUUGCUGUGAAUAAAGGAGGUCCAGGCGAGCCUAGUGAGCCAUCUGCUUCAGUAAUAGCGAAACCAAGAUUCCAGGCACCAACCUUUGAUAAGUCAUUGUUGCAAGAUCUGGUUGUGCGUGCUGGCCAGAAAAUCAACUACACUAUCCCCAUUGAGGCUUCUCCUAAACCAACUGCUAAGUGGACUGUCAAUAAUAAACCUGUUGAACCUGGGACACGAGCUGAUAUUCAUACCACACAAAAUCAGACUGUAUUUGAAAUUCUUUUCUCUGUGCGAUCAGAUACAGGCCGAUACACACUUACAUUGGAAAACAAAUUUGGCCAAUGUUCAGCUUCAGCAAAUGUGACAGUUUUGGAUCGACCUGGCCCACCAGAGGGACCACUUAUUGUAAGUAAUGUUACCAAAGAGAGUGCUCGUCUGACAUGGAAACCACCAUUGGAUGAUGGAGGCUGUCCCAUUUUGCAUUAUGUGGUGGAAAAAAUGGAUGUUUCUCGUGGAACCUGGGCUGAUGCUGGCAUGUCUACUUCACUUUCUCAUGAAGUGACAAGAUUGGUCCAUCGCAAAGAAUAUCUUUUCAGAGUUAAGGCUGUUAAUACAGUUGGAGAAUCAGAUGCCUUGGAAACCACCAAGAGCAUUAUUGCUAAGAAUGAAUUUGAUGAACCAGAUGCACCUGGUAAACCAGCUGUUACUGACUGGGACAAAGAUCAUGUUGACCUUGAAUGGAUUCCUCCUAAAAAUGAUGGUGGGUCUCCAGUAACUGGAUACAUUAUUCAAAAGAAGGAGAAAGGCAGUCCUUACUGGGUUAAUGCUGUGCACGUUCCAGCCAAUCAAACCAAUGCAACCGUGCCUGAUUUAACUGAAGGACAAGAGUAUGAGUUCAGGGUUAUUGCUACGAAUGCUGCUGGACAAAGUGAGCCAAGUGAACCAUCAGAUACUGUUACUGCCAAGGCAAGAUAUUUGGCUCCGAAAAUCAAGACUCCUCUUAAUGAUGUUCGUCUCAAAGCUGGUUCUAUUUUCCAUGUUGAUAUUGAUUUCAUUGGAGAACCUGCCCCAGAAGUAACAUGGUCUGUAGAUAGUAAACCUCUGAAGACUGAUGACAGAACUACAAUUACAUCUAUUGGACACCACACUAUAGUUCAUACAGUGAACACAAAGCGUUCUGAUAGUGGAUUGUACCAUCUUUUGCUUCGUAACAGUUCUGGCAUGGAUGAAGGAUCGUUCCAAUUGAUUGUACUGGAUCGUCCUUCACCACCAGAAGCUCCAUUAGAAUAUGAAGAAAUCACAUCAUCAAGUGUUACUUUAUCAUGGAAACCACCUAAAGACAAUGGGGGUAGUGAAAUUACUGGCUAUGUAAUUGAGAAGCGUGACUUGACACAUGGUGGAGGCUGGGUUCCUGCAGUUAAUUAUGUCAAUCCAAAGUAUAACCAUGCUACUGUGCCACGUCUCCUUGAAGGAACAAAAUAUGAGUUCAGAGUAUCAGCUGAAAAUCUGCAAGGUCGUUCAGAUCCUCUUAACACCAGUAAACCAGUUGUGGCCAAGAACCAGUUUGAUGUACCUGGAAGACCAGGAAAGCCGGAAGCAACUGAGUCUGAUAAAGAUCACAUUAAGAUCAAAUGGACUCCACCAAUUAGUAAUGGUGGCUCUCCGAUUUUGGGUUAUGAUGUUGAACGACGCGAUCGAAUGACUGGACGUUGGGUAAAACUCAACAAGGAGCCAACAAAGCACCUUGAAUUCUAUGAUGACCAUGUUCAGGAAGGUCGUCAAUAUGAGUAUCGUGUUACAGCUAUUAAUGCUGCAGGUCAUGGAAAACCUAGUGACACAUCUGCAUUGAUUACUGCUAAGCCAAUGAAAGAAAAACCCAAAUUGUACUUGGAUGGACUUAUUGGAAAGAAAAUCAAAGUUCGUGCUGGUGAACCAAUCAAUAUUCAAAUUCCUCUGUCUGGAGCACCUAUUCCAACAAUUGACUGGACAAAGAAUACAACAAGAUUACCAGAGUCCAAUAGGAUUUCAAUGAACACUACAAGCGACAGCACUCAACUUCGAAUUGAGGCUUCAACACGAAAAGAUUCAGGCAAAUACACUAUUACAGCCAAGAAUGACUAUGGUAGAGAUUCAGCAGACAUAGAAGUAAUUGUAGUUGACAAACCUGGAGCACCCAAAGGACCAUUGCAGUACACAGCAACAACCCAAGAUAGUGUGUCCUUGGCUUGGAAUCCUCCAAGUGAUGAUGGUGGUGGUGAUAUUCAAGGUUAUGUUAUCGAAAUGGCUGAAUACGGUUCAGAUAACUGGAAGCAGGUCCCAGGAUUCUGUCCAAAACCAUCAUUCACUGUGAAAGGUCUCACUGAAGGAAAACGUUAUGUAUUCCGAGUAAGAGCAGAAAAUAUUUAUGGUUUGUCUGAGCCACUGGAAGGAAAACCUGUUGUUGCAAAGAGUCCAUUUGACCCACCAGAUGCUCCUGGUCAACCAGAAAUUACAGCUUAUAGUCCUAAUAAUUGUAGUCUUACUUGGACACCUCCAACAAGCACAGGAGGAAAGCCCAUUACAGGCUACUAUGUGGAAAAGAGAGAAAGAGGUGGAGAAUGGAUCAAAGUUAAUAACUAUCCUACACCUAACACCAGCUUCACUGUACAAGAUUUAAGAGAAGGUAAUCGUUAUGAAUUCAGAGCCAUUGCCAUAAAUGAAGCUGGACCAGGAAAGCCAAGUAAACCAUCAGACUCCAUUGUAGCUGAGCACCAAAGACUGAGGCCAGAUGCUCCAGAGCCACCUAAACCAGAUCGCAUUACAAAAGACAGUGUUACUUUAUCUUGGCGGCCACCUCGUAGUGAUGGAGGAGCCAAAAUCAGAGGCUAUAUUAUUCAAAAGAAGGCAAAGGGAGAUGCUGACUGGAGUGAUGUUAACUCAUCUCCAAUUCCUGUCACAGUUUUCACGGUUCCCAGUUUGAAAGAAGGAGAAGAGUAUCAAUUCCGGGUAAUUGCUGUUAAUGAUGUUGGCCAGUCUGAUCCCAGUCGUCCAAGUGGUAAUGUCCUUAUUGAAGAACAACCCAACAAGCCUUGCAUGGACCUUGGAGCUCUUCGUGACAUUACUGUACGGGCAGGAGAAGAUUUCUCCAUUCAUGUUCCAUUUGUUGCAUUCCCUAAGCCAACUGCAAGCUGGUUUAGCAAUGAUUCUAUUCUUGAUGACAGUGAUAGUCGCAUCUUCCAACAGCUUGCUGAUGACUUUGCCAGUUUAGUUGUGAAAAAUUCCAAGAGAUCUGAUACUGGUCAAUAUAGAUUACAACUGCGAAAUCAGUCUGGUUAUGACACUGCUACUGUGAACGUCCGAGUAUUAGAUAGGCCUGGUCCACCAGAAAACCUCAGAGCUGAUGAAUUUGCUGGAGAUGCCCUCACAUUAUUCUGGAAUCCACCAAAGGAUAAUGGUGGUGCAGAUAUUACCAACUAUAUUGUGGAAAAGAAAGAACCUCGUUCAUCUACAUGGGCAAAGGUGAGCAGCUAUAUAACAACACCCUUCUGUCGUAUUCGCAAUUUGACAAUUGGCCGAGAAUAUGAAUUCCGUGUGAUGGCAGAAAAUCAGUAUGGUACCUCAGAUCCUGCCACAAUUGGUGAUCCUGUAAGAGCUCGACAUCCAUUUGAUCCUCCUGGUCCUCCGGGAGCUCCACGUGGAAUUGAUUCAAGUGAAGAUUCUAUUACAAUUGCUUGGACAAAGCCUAGGCAUGAUGGAGGUUCUCCUAUUACUGGCUAUGUCAUUGAAAAACGUCUUAUUAGUGAGGAUAAAUGGACAAAAGCCAAUCAUGUUCAUGUUGUGGAUCUGAGUUAUAAGGUCAGCAGUUUGAUUGAGAAUCAUGAAUAUGAAUUCCGUGUUGCGGCUAUCAAUGCUGCUGGCCAGGGACCUUGGAGUUCAUCUUCUGAUACAAUUGUAUGCAGACCUCCACCUAGUGCACCUAAGAUUACCAGUGAUCUCAGUAUUCGAGAUAUGACUGUUAUUGCUGGGGAAGAGUUUACUAUUACUGUUCCCUACACUGGUAAUCCUAUUCCAAAACCAACAUGGACCAUCAAUGGAGAAGAAGUAUUUACUAGUGAUAGAAUUAAAUUUGAUACCACAGCCAAUGCUACUAUCUUCUACAACAAGUGUGCUAAGAGAAGUGAUAUGGGCAAUUACACCAUUCAGCUUGUCAACAGUGAAGGAUCUGAUACGGCAUCAUGCAAAGUGUUGGUUGUUGAUAAACCUUUGCCUCCACAAGGACCUUUGGAUGUGUCUGAUAUUACGCCUGAGACAUGCUCACUUAGUUGGAAACCACCACUUGAUGAUGGUGGUGCUCCAAUCACUAACUAUGUGGUGGAAAAACUGGAUCCUUCAACUGGGUUAUGGUCAAAGGUGAGCAGUUUUGUACGAAGCUGUCACUAUGAUGUCAUUGGACUGGAACCAAACAAGAAAUACAGCUUCCGUGUCAGAGCUGAAAACCAGUAUGGAGUCAGUGAUCCUCUGGAAACAGACCAACCCAUCACAGCUAAAUUUGCUUUCACUGUACCUGAUCCACCUGGUCAACCACGCAUCAUUGAUUGGGAUAGUGGCAAUGUAACUCUCACUUGGGAUAGACCUCACAGUGAUGGAGGUUCCAGAAUACAAGGAUAUAAGAUUGAGUACAGAGAUGUAGCUGAAGAUCAACAGUGGCGUGUAGCCAAUGACUAUCUGGUAAAAGACACAACAUAUCAAGUUCAUAGUUUACUGAGUGGCCGAGAUUAUGAAUUCAGAAUUCGUGCCAAAAAUGCUGCUGGGUUCAGUAAACCAUCUCCUCCUUCAUCACGAUUUAAACUGAAGGGUAAAUUCAGUGUACCAUCUCCACCAGGUAUUCCUAAAGUUGUUAAAGUAGGAAAGAGCUAUGUGGACUUGACUUGGGAACCACCAGCUUCUGAUGGUGGUAGCCGCAUCACUGGCUAUAUCAUUGAAAAGAGAGAAGUUGGGGGAGCACCAUGGGCCAAGUGCAAUGAGUACAAUGUACUGGAUUGCAGUUACACAGUUCUCAAUCUCAUUGAGAGAGCAGAUUAUGAAUUCCGAAUCUUUGCUGUCAACGCUGCUGGCAAAAGUGAACCUAGUUCAUGUACUACUCCAGUCAAGAUCUGUGAAAUUGAAGGAGGAGAAAAACCUGAAUUUAUACGCACUCUUAAUAAUCAAUGUGUCCCAUUGGGAACAUCAGUUACAUUGGAAUGUGAGGCACAGGGUAAACCUGCUCCUACUGCUCGUUGGCUGAAGAAUGGCAGAGAAAUUAUGCUUGGUGACAGAUUCCGAGCUGAAUCUAAAGGAGGGGUCUUCAGACUUAUUAUUUCUGGAGUUUCUGAUGUGGAUGAUGGAGAUUAUACUUGUGAAGCCAAUAAUAUUCUUGGAUAUGUCACAACUACAGCUAGAGUGAAAAUAGGAGCUCCUCCAAGAAUUGAAAGAUUGCCGGGUGAUUUGUAUUUGCCUGAGGGUGACAAUACAAAGAUCAAGAUUUAUUACUCAGGGGACCAACCAAUGGAAGUAACAUUAAGUAAAGAUGGAAGGAAAAUUGAAGAAACGACUCAUAUUAAAUAUACAGUAUUUGAUGAGUACCUUAUCAUAUUUAUCAAAGAAAUCAAUAAAUCUGAUGCCGGAACAUAUACAUUAAAUUGUAAGAAUGAUAGUGGAAGUGUUUCUGGAUCAUUUACUGUAUAUAUUACAGGAUUACCUGGUGCACCUAUUGGGCCCUUGGAAGUUUCAGAUAUUACCAAGCAUACUUGUACUCUAAAUUGGAAGCCACCUUCCUAUGAUGGCGGUCUUCGUAUUACUCAUUAUGUUGUUGAAAGGAGAGAUAUAAGCUCAUCUCAUUGGAUUAUUGUUUCAAGCUUCUGCAAAGAAACCACUUUUACCGUUCAGGGAUUAACAGAAGGACAAGAAUAUCUCUUCCGUGUGAUGGCGGUCAAUGAGAAUGGAAUGGGUCCACCCCUUGAAGGAACUAACCCAAUUAAGGCCAAAGCACCCUUCGAUCCACCAUCAGCACCUGGAACUCCCAAAGUCACUGAAGUUGGUGGUGACUUUGUCAAUCUGUCUUGGGAUAAACCAGAAUCAGACGGAGGGUCACGUAUUCAGGGAUACUGGAUAGAUAAGCGUGAGGUGGGUAGUGAGGCAUGGCAACGAGUCAAUGUUGCUAUAUGCCUUGCUCCACAAAUAAAUAUAUCAAAUCUGAUUGAGGGUCGCCAAUAUGAGUUCCGUGUAUUUGCUCAAAACGUGGCUGGACUUAGUCCUGCAUCCUCAGCAUCCACUUCUGUGAAGAUAAAGGAUCCUUUAGCUGCUCAGCCUCCGGAGAUUGUGAAACCCUUGCGAAAUAUCAAUGCAAUCCAGAACAGAAAUGCCGAGUUCCAGUGCACAAUUACUGGCAACCCCAAGCCCACAAUUACAUGGUACAAAGGUGCACGAGAACUUACUCAAGGCUCUAAGUAUCACAUGCUUACAGAAGGAGAAACAUAUUCACUUGUGGUUAAUGAUGUUUAUGGAGAAGAUGCUGAUGAGUAUGUGUGUAGAGCGAGUAACAAAGGUGGAAUUAAAUCUACCAGAGCAGAAUUGAUAAUCAUGACUGCUCCAAAACUGAAUGUACCUCCACGUUUCCGUGACACUGCUUUCUUUGAUAAGGGUGAGAAUGUAGUAAUAAAAAUUCCUUUCACUGGUCAUCCCAGACCAAGAAUGUCUUGGACCAAAGAUGGUGAAACAAUCGAAUCUGGUGGACAUUUUGCGGUUGAAGUCAAGGAGAGGCACGCAAUCCUCACAAUUCGUGAUGGUAGUAAACUUGACAGUGGACCUUACAGACUUGUUGCAGAAAAUGACUUGGGAAUGGAUUCUGCCACAAUAUCAAUUCAAAUUAGUGAUCGACCUGAUCCACCAAGAUUUGUUUCUGUGGAGAGCGUUGGACAUGACUCCUUGGCUCUCACAUGGAAACCACCCUCAUGGGAUGGUGGCAGUAGUAUCACUAAUUAUUUGGUAGAAAAACGUGAGCACCCAAUGACAAGUUGGAUUCGGGUUGGUAAUACACGAUUCACAACGAUGGCAGUAACUGGAUUAAGUCCUGGCCACCAAUAUGAAUUCAGAGUUUAUGCUGAAAAUGUGUAUGGUAGAAGUGAUCCAAGUGAUGUAACUUCCCUUGUUCAAAUGAAAGAUACUGGUAAGAAGGUUGUCAAGAGAAAACAAUAUGAAGUAUUUGACAUAUAUUCCAAAUAUGUGCCUCAACCAGUUGAAAUUAAGACGAGCAGUGUGUAUGAUCAUUAUGAUAUAUUAGAAGAAAUUGGAACUGGAGCAUUUGGUGUUGUUCAUCGAUGCAGAGAGAGAAAGACUGGAAACAUAUUUGCUGCUAAAUUUAUUCCUGUAUCACAUGCAAUGGAGAAAGAAUUAAUAAAGAAGGAAAUUGAUAUAAUGAACCAACUUCAUCAUCCUAAACUUAUUAAUUUACAUGAUGCAUUUGAAGAUGAUGAUGAAAUGGUUCUUAUAUUUGAAUUUUUGUCUGGAGGAGAGCUAUUUGAGCGUAUCACAGCUGAAGGGUAUUCAAUGUCUGAAGCUGAAGUCAUCAACUACAUGAGACAGAUUUGUGAAGGAGUGAAGCACAUGCACGAGAAAAACAUCAUUCAUUUAGAUAUCAAGCCUGAGAAUAUCAUGUGCCAGACAAGAAGCAGCACAAAUGUGAAGCUUAUUGACUUUGGAUUGGCAACUAAACUUGAUCCUAAUGAAGUUGUGAAAAUCUCCACUGGAACAGCUGAAUUUGCUGCCCCUGAAAUUGUUGAGAGAGAACCUGUUGGUUUUUACACAGAUAUGUGGGCUGUUGGUGUGCUAGCCUAUGUGCUAUUGAGCGGCUUAUCACCAUUUGCUGGAGACAAUGAUAUUGAAACUCUGAAGAAUGUGAAAGCAUGUGAUUGGGACUUUGAUGAAGAAGCUUUUGCUAAUGUUUCUGAGGAAGGAAAAGACUUCAUCAGGAGGCUACUGGUCAAGAACAAGGAGAAGAGGAUGACAGCUCAUGAAUGCCUGUUGCAUGCAUGGUUGACAGGAGAUCAUAGCAAUCGCACUGAUGUUAUUAGUAGCUCUCGCUACACUAACAUUCGGGACAAGAUCAGAGCCAAAUAUACAGAUUGGGAAUCAUUCAUUCUUCCUAUUGGCAGACUGGCUGAAUACAGUUCCCUGCGUAAAUUACUGGUUGACAAGUAUCGCAUUCAUGAUACUUCAUUUGAUCGUAGGCAAGCAGCUCCUCGAUUUGUUAUUAAACCACAAAGUGCAUUUGCAUAUGAAGGACAGAGUGCUAAAUUCUAUUGCAGAGUAAUUGCAAUUGCUACUCCCACUCUUACAUGGUAUCAUAAUAAUGCUGAGCUACGACAGAGUGUUAAGUUCAUGAAACGUUAUGCCGGGGACGACUACACAUUUAUUAUUAACAGAGUAAGAGUAGAAGACAGAGGAGAAUAUAUUAUUCGUGCUGAGAACCAUUAUGGCUACAGAGAAGAAGUUGUCUUCUUGAAUGUACAACCUCUGCCAAAGGAAGUCCCACAAUAUAGACCUGAAGUUCAGCCAGUUAGACGCCGUGAACCAUUGGCUUACACCAUGUGGCAGGAGGAAAAAGAAAGUGCUCCAUGCUUCACAUUCCUGUUGCGACCUCGUGUCAUGCAAUAUAGACAGACAUGUAAAUUGCUUUGCUGUCUUAGUGGAAAACCUGUUCCCACAGUCAAAUGGUAUAAGGACAAGAGAGAAUUGAGCAAGUAUGAAUAUACAAUGACACAUGCUGAUGGAGUUGUUACAAUGGAGAUUGUCGACUGCAAACCAGAGGAUUCUGGAAAAUAUAGAUGUGUUGCUACAAAUGUCCAUGGAACAGAUGAAACAAGCUGUGUAGUAAUUGUUGAAGAUCGCAGGUAUAUAGAACAACCUAGUCGGCCAGCUCCUCAACAAGUGACUGUGAGGACUGCCCAGACCUCUUCCAGUACCAGCAGUGCAAGACAAAGUUCUUCAAGUGCAACUAACUACAAGUCUGCAGCCACAAUUGCGGUUAGUAGCUCUGAAAGUUCAUCAGCCACUUCAGACAAACGAAGUAUAAAAAAGUAUGGUAGCAAACUGGAUGCCACAGGAUCACCAUCCCGGUCACGGAGUGCUACCAAGGAAUUGAUUUUACCACCUGAUGACUCGCUUAUGUGUGCACCUGAAUUUACUGCAAAAUUGGCUGACCUUACCGUCAAUGAUGGCGAGUCACUUUUACUGAAUUGCUCAGUGACUGGAGACCCUGAACCACAAGUGACAUGGUCUAAGAACGGACAGCCCUUGAGUUCAUCUGAUAUAGUGGAUCUCAAAUACAAAGGUGGAGUAGCUUCUCUGUCAAUCAAUGAAGUGUUCCCAGAAGAUGAGGGCGAAUACUGUUGUGAAGCAACUAAUUCAAUAGGUGCAGUAAAGACAAAAUGCAAGCUUACUGUGAAACCAAUGGACUCUGCAGUCCGUGGCAGCAAAUCCAAAGGUGGAGACAAACCACCCAAAAUUGUAAGUCACCUGCAGUCUGCAUUUGUAAAAGAUGGUGAACCAGUUACUUUGUCUUGCCGAAUCAUAGGUGCUGAAAAAUUUGACGUUGUAUGGCUUCAUAAUAAUAAGGAAAUAAAACCAAGCAAAGACUUUGAAUAUACUAAUGAAGCAAACAUUUACAAGUUGAACAUUGCUGAAAUUUUCCCUGAAGAUUCUGGCACAUACACUUGUGAAGCGUUUAAUGAUGCAGGCGAGUCAUUCAGUAGCUGCACACUCAAUGUCCUCGUACCAAAUGAAGAGCCCAAAAGCCCAGUGUUCAAAACAUUCCCGCAGUCUGCCACCGUUCAAGAAGGAGAGGGUGUGAAGUUUGAAUGUGAAACAGAGAAGGCACCACAGAAAGUUACCUGGCUGAAGGAUGGCAAACCUGUGGACGAAGAAAGUUCCAAGUACCAGUUUGUCCAGGAUGGUAAAAAGAAGUUUAAGUUUGAAAUUCUUAAUUGCACAACAAGUGAUGUAGGUCAGUAUACAGCUAAGGCAUUAGGUAAGAAAGGUGAGACAAUGGCAGCAUUUGCACUCAACGUAUGUCCUGUUGGAGAACUUUGAAGCAACGUGCACCUCUCAUUGAAAAAAGUUUAUGAAAUAUGAAUUUCCACGUGAUAUCAUCGAAUCUAAAUAGAAACGAAACGAGCGAAUUCUUCAGACGUUUGUCUGGAUUUUUAUGUUGAAAAUUGUUGUAAUGUAUUGUAUAAAUAUUGUACCAUUUUACUUCCUCAGAUACUACUCGCACUUAAGUUAGUUUUAGUUCUGUAAUUGAGAAUGUGUUGUGGACUUCAAAACGAAAUCCAACUAACAAGUACCUGAAUUUAUAAAUGCCAGCAUCGUUAACAUCUUCGAAUGAAUAUUCAUACAUGGUAGUUGGAUUUCAUUUAAUGGGAAGAAAGGUGAUAAUGCUAUGCAAAAAUAUUUAUUACAAAUUGGCUCUUUUUAUUCACACAACUGCUUUUGACAUUUCUCAAUUAAGCAGGAUAGUUGUACAAUUUUAUUUCAAAAGUUAUAGUAUUUUUUUUAAAUGUAUCACUUUCAUAUUACGAAGGGGGCAUUUAUUGGCUACAACUCUUCAAUUGUCAGUUGUUUACAUAAUUUCAAUGGAAAACUGCCUGUUCUUGUUAUGUAUUUUGUAAUGUAAACAUAAAAUAAUGGGAAAAUCAAUUGCUAACAGCCAAAAUGGUUAUAUAUAUAUUUACAAACUUCAGGACAAUUGUAAAAAAAAUUAUAACUUUCUAUGGUCUCAUUAUGGGCAAAAUAAAAAUUACGAAUUUAUUAUUGUAUUUCUAAAUUGCACUUUACUUACACAAUUGAACCAUUCAUUUCCCCAAAAUAAUUUAAAAAACAAAGCAUGCACAUAAUGGUUUGCUAAAAAAAGGAACAAGUUUAAACACAAAACAUCCAGAAGGAUACUAAUUGCUAAACAUCCAGAAAAAAAAUUUGGCUAAGAUAAGACCCAAAUUUUAUUUGUAACACUGAUAAAUUUAUCAAGCAAUACAACAAUUUAAAUUUCAAUAUAGAAAAACAAAACUUUCAUUACACCCUAAGAAAAACAUUUUAUUGCUUAUAUUUGUUACAGUUACUGACAAUUCAUCCUCCCGUGUGAAUUUCCAAUUUCCAUCUCAUCUUCCAGGAAUUAAUAUACAGUAGUUGGAAGCGUAAUAACAGGCCAAGUCCCGUGCAAUUCAUUUUCCUUCUUAGGAAUAGCUGGUCUUCCAUGGUUCAUUCCAGCACCCAAAAUGUAUUUUCUCAGCCCACAAACAACAUAAAUCUUAAACAGAAUACACUUGCGUGAAAAACAAAAAUUACAAGUGUAGCACACCCACACUUAAUUUAAUGUUUUGGCUGUUCACGAUUGAUAUUACAGCCCAAACAUCAAAAUCCAUAAAUAUUUUGGUUAAAUUUUGUGUACAACCAUAAUUCUAUUAGUACACAAGCUACUAACGAAGUUCUGGGAAGGUAGAUGGAAAAUUUGUCCCGUUGGAGGAAUCGCAGGUGAAGGAAUAAUUAAAAAAAAACAAACAUUAACCUAUAUUCUAUUAUUGUUGACUUUAUUUCGAUUAAUGUAUCACAAGAGAUCAUUGACAAAUAUACAAAAACAAAAGUUUUCGUGGUUGAACUUCGCGAUAUAUACUUACUCCAAUGGCAAAUAAACAAUAAAAUCAACUAAACGAGAUCCAACACUUAUCACAUCACUAUUCACUAACACGCGGAAUUCACAUUUGCACAUCACUGUUCUACACACAUUUCAUCUUCUACACACUAAUCACAACACAAAAUACUUUAAUAUUCGGUUUGUGUACGAUACACGCCCGUUCACGGCGUCCCGACGGCAUCACAUCCUGAUAUCAUCUUCACUGAUCUUCAUA
Messenger RNA from Gryllus bimaculatus (two-spotted cricket), 21461 nucleotides. The record is from the annotation of a GenBank genome assembly. NCBI's taxonomy places the organism in Eukaryota, Metazoa, Arthropoda, Insecta, Orthoptera, Gryllidae.